This is a messenger RNA of Aspergillus bombycis, 1098 nucleotides long. Its product is annotated as NAD(P)-dependent alcohol dehydrogenase. Gene Ontology annotation, biological process: alcohol metabolic process. Gene Ontology annotation, molecular function: zinc ion binding; alcohol dehydrogenase (NADP+) activity. The transcript is spliced from 2 exons. Lineage: Eukaryota; Fungi; Ascomycota; Eurotiomycetes; Eurotiales; Aspergillaceae. The record is from RefSeq and is a predicted model, not a curated record. Bases 1 to 1098 code for a protein of 365 amino acids.
AUGACCAUCGGCACAGACUCCGAUUACAGCUUCCAGGGAUGGAUGGGCCUUGACAAGGACUCCGUUGGGAACAUGAAAUGGCAGAGCUAUGAGCCGAAGCCAUGGGAAGAAACCGACGUCGAUAUCAAAAUCACUCACUCCGGCAUCUGUGGCUCCGAUUUGCACACGCUGCGUAGUGGUUGGGGCCCAACCAUGUACCCAUGCGUAGUCGGCCACGAGAUAGUCGGCAUCGCCGUGCGGGUGGGAUCCGAGGUGAAGCACAUCAAAGUCGGAGACCGAGUUGGCGUAGGCGCUCAGUCCGACUCCUGCCGCAACCGACGGGGUAAAUGCAACGACUGCUCUUCCGGGCGGGAAAACGUUUGCUGGCGAGAAGGCCGCGCCGAUACGUACAACGGCGUCUACUUGAACGGCGGCAAGUCCUACGGCGGCCACGCCGACUACAACCGUGCGCCGGGCCACUUCGUCGUCAAGAUCCCGGAGCAGCUCAACCCCGCCCAUGCCGCACCGAUGCUCUGCGGUGGGGUCACUACCUAUACGCCACUGAAGGCUAACGGGUGCGGACCGGGAAAGCGCGUGGGGGUGAUCGGUGUCGGUGGGCUGGGCCAUUUUGCGAUUCUGUGGGCGAAGGCGCUUGGCGCCGAUCGAGUGGUCGGGGUUUCACGCAGGGAAUCCAAGCGUGCCGAUGUGCUGAAGCUAGGUGCCGAUGAUUACAUCGCAACCGAGGAUGAGAAGGACUGGGCUCAGACUCAUGCUGCCAGCUUGGAUCUUAUUAUCUGCACGGUUUCGUCGCCGGACAUGCCGCUGCGCGACUAUAUGGGCUUGCUUGAUUCCUAUGGUCGGUUGGUUCAGGUGGGUGCACCUGAAGAUAAGCUUCCUGUUCUUUAUGCCUUCGACUUCAUUCCGAAGGGGAAGUCGAUCUCAGGAAGCGUCAUCGGGUCACCCAGGGAGAUCGAGGAGAUGCUCCAGUUGGCGGUUGAGAAAAACGUUCAGCCAUGGGUGGUGGAACGGCCGCUAAAGGAGGCGAACCAGGCAUUUAUCGAUAUGGAGAACGGUCUGGCGAGAUAUCGGUAUACACUUGUAAAUGAGAAGCAUCUUUGA